Molecule: messenger RNA, 651 nt
Organism: Lizanozyma spartinae
Lineage: Eukaryota; Fungi; Ascomycota; Pichiomycetes; Serinales; Debaryomycetaceae
Exons: 1
Coding region: 1-651 (216 amino acids)
Source: RefSeq, a predicted model, not a curated record
AUGUCUAGCAGAAUUAUCUCUCAUAUGAACAAGGACCAUCAAUUGGCCCUCAAUGACUACAUUUUGCACUAUGGGAAGUUUCCAGAGUCUUUAUUAGACAAGACUUCAGUUAAGAUGACUGAAGUGGAUGAAAAGAAGUUUACUGUUGAGUUUAAGGACAAAGCUGGUUCCUCAUAUAAAAGAAUCAUUUAUUAUGACAUUGAACCAACUACCUCUUCAACUCUGAGUAUCAAGGAUAAUUUAGUUACAAUGGCUAAAGCUUCUGCCUCAAAGAGAGGUUAUGCUCAUUACCAAAUCACAAAGGUAUCGUAUCCUUCAUUUGCAAUCAUGAUGUGGGUUUUGUUCUUUGUAUUGAAUUUCCUAAGCUUUGAUGCUGAAAUGUUCAAGACAGUCAUGAAAAAGAGUACCUUUCUUGUUGAAUUAUAUUCUAUGUUGCCCACAAGCUUGAAGAGUCUUCUUGUUGUUAUGGAAAAGUAUGCCAAUGUUAUUGCAUUUGCUACUUAUACAAUUCAUUUGAUUGAAAUUGCUUUUGUAACAAUACCUCAAGUUAAAAAGUAUAGAGUUCCUUUCAAGGCUAGUUUGAUGUGGAUCAUCAUGAAUUUUAUUGAAGGAUAUUUCACUAUUACCAGAUUUAAUAAGUUGAAACAAUAA